AUGGCCCCCAAGAAGGAGAAAGGCGGGGCUAUCAGCGAACCCCCGAAGCCCUGGGAGCCCUCGCUCAUCGCCGCGCAGUUCAAUCAGAGCGACUGGAAAUGCUCGGUGGCCUUCGUGGUUGGAAACCAGAUUGAAGAUGAGCUUCUCCUCAUCGAGGCCCUCACCGCGGUGGUUCAGAUCCCCCAGAGGAGACUCUUCAGUGUGGUGACCUGGCCGGACAUCCUCCAGCAGAUCAACGAAAUAAAUGCACUUAUUGGAAAUGUCCCAGCCAAAAAGGGGAAGAAGAAAGUAAGCAUUGGCCUUCCAUUAUUCUACGAGGUGUUAGUAGCAGCCAAAACAAUUAUGGACAGUGGAGAGAAGUUAACCCUGCCACUGAUCGGGAAGCUCCUGAAAUUUCAACUUCUCCAGAUUAAACUAAAGGAUCAAGACCGCCGAGAAGGCGAGAAGAAGAUGUCGGAGGACAAGCUGAAGAUGGAGAAAGACAAGGGGAAGGCCAAGUCCCCCAAGGAGAAAAAGGGCAGCUCCCCCAAGGCCACCAAGGGCAGGGGCAAGGAGCAGCCCGAGUCCAUCGCCACCAUGAAAAAGCCCACCCAGCUGAAGCGUAGGGGAGAGGAGGACGAGAGGAAAGCUUACAUCGAUGAUGAACCUGACGAUGGCGCCCAACAUUACAUUAUCGUGGUUGGCUUUAGAAACCCUCAGCUCUUAGCCAUCAUGACGGAGCUCGGCAUUCCCAUCACCAGCGUCAUUAAAAUAUCUUCAGAGAAUUACGCUCCUCUGCGGAGCCACCUGGCAGAGCUAAACGUGCAGCAAGAGGCUUUGCUUCUGCCGGAAGAAAUAGAAGCUGAAAAUCUGAAGAGAAGGAAAGCCAUAAGGGAACUUGAAAUUUUCUGGAAGUACCUGGAACCAAUCCUAAAUAAUGACAAACCUGAAACAAAUCUCUUUGAUGUGGCACGACUGGAAUGCAUGGUCAAAGCCAUGGAUUUUCCUUCCGACUGGUCAAACCUUGGGAUGAUGGUGGAGCUGGGCACAGUGAUUUUUGAAGACGUGGCCUGUUUGAUGUAUGACAGCCUGGACUGGAAGAGGCAACAUCAGCACUAUCUGAGAAACAUGCAGAUCAUCAACAUCCCGCAAGUGACCAGCGAGAAAGCUGCACUAGAAUCCAUACCAGAGACCUCACCGCCUGUGGUCCCCACCCUUACAAAGAAGAAAGUGUUGAGCGAAGAGCAACCAGCUUCACACUCAGUGCCUCCAGGCGAGUAUGAAAACUGUGGCUGGAGGCCCAGCCUCCGAGGCUGCAUCUUGGGGAACAUGACGGCCUCUGCCCUCCACGUUGCUUCCGGCUUCUCCUCCAUCUGUGCUUCCGUCAGCGGUGUGGAAGUUGACAUGAGGUAUUACAACGACCUGAUGAACCCCAUUCCAGAGGAGUUUGUUUCCAUCCCCCUCAUCAUGCACUGCAUCCUGGAACAGGUUGUGGCCAGUGAGGAGGAUCGUGUCCCCCCAAGCCUGGUGGAGCUGCCCCCCAGAGCCGACGGGCUGGACCACAGGGUGGCCGCCCACAUGGUCUCCAUCCUGCCCUCCCUCUGCCUCACCGAGAAGGAGAGAAAGAAUCUCCGUGAACUAUUCUCAUCUGAAGAGGAAAGCAAGAGCAAGGCAGUGCCCAAAGGGCCGCUCCUCCUGAACUACCAUGACAUCCUCGCCCACAAGAAGUACGCGCUGAAGGACCAGCAGUAUUUUGACCCGAUCCAAAUUGAGCAGGAAAUGCGAGCCAAGUCUCCGUUGUGGGAUUGCCUUCAGUUCCCUCUGCCACCGCCGUGGAACAGCACCAGGCGCCUCGCCACGAUCCACGAGCUCAUGCACUUCUGCACCAGUGAUGUUCUGAGCUGGAAUGAAGUAGAACGGGCCUUUAAAAUAUUCACCUUCGAGAGCCUGAAGCUCUCCGAGGUGGAUGAGGACGGGAUUCUGCAGCCUUCGGGGAUGACGCACACCACUGAGGCUGAGACGGUCAACAUUCCGUGGGACAACCCUGCCAGGUUUGCCAGGCAGAUCCGAGAGAGCCGCCUGCAGCAGGCCCAGAGAUACGCGGAAGAGGCCAGGCAGAAACUGGCAUAUCAGAAAGACACCAACCUUAAAGACAAAAUCCUCUUCGUGGACCAGGAUUGGAUAACAGCUGAGCCUGACGAUGCUGACAGCAAGAAACCAUCCGAGCAGAGGACUAUGAGGUCUUCAGACCCUGAGAGCAGGGACCUGACCCAGCUGGAAGUCGACACAAGCACGAUUACCAUGUCUUUGGAGCAGACCGUGAACACAGAGAUGAAAGAUGAAGCAAGCACAAAGUAUGCUACUCCUGAAACGAAACCCAAGAAGAUGGUGGUAGAGGCAGAUUUGGAGGACAUAAAGAAGGCACAGCAGCGCAGUCUGAUGGACUGGAGUUUUUCUGAACAUUUUAAGCCUAAAGUCCUGCUGCAGGUUCUCCAAGAAGCUCACCAGCAGUAUCAUUGUGUGGAUUCUUACUACCAUACCCAAGACAAUUCCUUACUUUUAGUUUUCCAUAAUCCAAUGAAUACCCAGCGUUUGCAUUGUGAAUUUUGGGAUGUUGCUCUUCACUCUAAUGUUGGAUUCAGGAGUUAUUUAGAACUUGUUGCAAAAUCCAUUCAAGAUUGGGUCACAGAAGAAGAAGCUAAAUAUCAGGAGCGUAGAAUGUCGGAGGAGCUCGAGAGGGCCAGAGCUGCUGCUGAGCAAGAACUAAAAAUGUUGGCUACUGUCAGAAAUUCUACUAGCAAAACAAUUUCCCCCAAAAAAUCUAAAAGUAACAAACUAUCCAGCAAAACAGACAUAUCAGAACAAGAUAAAGAAAAGGAUGAGAUGCCCUUUGUGUUAGAAGGCUCUCUCAAGGCGUGGAAGGAAGAGCAGGAGCGGCUCGCGGAAGAGGAGCGCAUAAGGGAGGAAAAGAAGGCAGAAAAGAAGAGCAAGGAAGCGAACAAGCAGAAAGGCAAGGAAAAAGGAGCGAAAGGAGCGAGCAAGCCUGUGAAGAAGAAAACGUCUUCCAAAGAGAAAGAUAAAGAGGAACUGAUGAAGAUCGCGGAACUGGUUCAGGAGAUCCCCCAGGCACCGGAGCCCCAGCCUGACAUAGUUUACCAGUUUCGAGGCUACAACAUGGGAGAUACACCCAUUCAAAUCUCAGGGGUAAACUACUACCUGUACCCUUCUGACGGCGGGGAGAUUGAAGUAGAAAAGAUGACAUUUGAAAAAGGCUCCACUUUUAUUAAGGUGAAAGUGAAAAAAGACAAGCACAGUUUCAUCAUCCACCUGAGGGACCCGAAGGAAAUCGUGAGAAAGCAAGAGGACGAGAGGGACAACGCUUCCGAAGACGACUAUGAAGACGAGGAGGAAGCAAAAGAUAAGGAAACAAGUAAGUGGCUACAACACUCGGACACAAAGAACAUCAUUGUCAGCAAGUUUGGAUCCUUUUCCGCCGUGUUAGAAAAUGGAAUCUGCCUUUCAAUAAGCUACUAUGGGCCAGGUGGAACGGCACCAGAGGAGAAAGACCCCGCCCUGGAGCCGAUGUUGAAUAUUCCUUCGGCCCACACCCCAACAGUGGUGCCCGUGGUGGUGACCGCGCCACCAAACAAAGCCAAAGCCAAAGCCAAAGGCAAAGAGAAACCCAAAGAGCCUAGCAAAGAGGAAGAGCACCCCAAAGAAGAAGAGAAAAAGGUCGAAGAAGUAGAACCAGAACUUGUUAUCCAAGAGACUCCGUAUGUUCCCACCUUCCAAAACCUGAAUGUGUCUUGCCCCAAUGGGCUCCUGUUAACCUUCCUUGGGCAAGAGCUUACAGAUCAAAAUACCCCAGAUGAGGAACGGACCUGGGCUAUCACGGUUCGUCAGAGCUACCCCCAGAGGGCCCAGCACUAUGAGUUCUACAAAACUGUGAUGCCGCCCCCCGAGCUGGAGGCCUCCAGAGUUAUCACCAGCCAAGGCACGGUUGUCAAGUACAUGCUGGAUGGGUCCACCCAGAUUCUCUUUGCAGACGGCGCUGUGAGCAACAGUCCAGAUUCCGGUCCCGUGUGUGCCUCUCCCGAGACAUCCACAAGCCCCCACAACGGAGAUAUGGUGGACACAGCUUCUCAGCAAAAAUCAGAAACCGUCCCGUCGGAGAUUGUCAUCACAAAGAAGGGUCACAAAGGUCACAAAAGCCAGUCAUCUGGCUCGCAUAAGAAUGAGCCCCACGAGCCGCCCACCAUGGAGGCGCCUCAGGUGGCCACACCCAUGGAGAGCCACCUGGGCAUCUGGUACACAACCACACCCGAUGGAAAGCGGAUUGGCACCAAAGGGCUGGAAAGAAUCCAAGACUUGGUCCCGUUCCUGUCCUUCCAGGCCACAGACCCCAUCAAUGAAACGGUGAUGACCACUCGAGAAGACAAGGUGGUCAUUGUGCAAAAGAAGGAUGGCACUCGGAUAGUGGACCACGCCGACGGCACCAGAAUCACCACCUUCUAUCAAGUGUAUGAAGACUGCGACCCCCCUUCCCGCGAUCAAGAAAUGACUGACAGUCCGGGAUCUGUCACGCGGAGGGUGAAGUGCAUGCGGGUAGAAAGCCUGCACCAUGCCACUGUCAUCACAAACUGCGAGGACAGCAGCUGCUGUGCCACCUUUGGGGAUGGGACAUCCAUCAUCGCAAAGCCACAGGGCACCUACAAGGUGUUGCCCCCCAACACGGGCUGUCUUUAUAUCGAUAGAGAUUGUUCGGCCACGUACUUCCAUGAAGCGAGUAGCAAUAUCUACCAUCCUUUCCAGAAACGUGAGCAGCUCCGGGCCAGCCGGUACAUCAUGAAGCACACGUCUGAAGUGCUCUGUGAGGUCAUGGACCCUGAGGGAAACGUCUUCCAGGUCAUGGCUGACGGGACAGCCUCAACUAUGUUGCCUGAAAAAAAACUGGAAGAGGAGUUGAAUAUACAGACUGAGGGCUAUGAGAGUUUAUCAUCGGUUCACCUGGAAAAGAAUCAUAUGCAGAUCUAUGGGGAGCAUGUCCCAAGGUUUUUUGUUAUCUAUGCCAACGGAUCAGGGCUGGAACUCCUGCGGGACAGCGACAUCGAGGAAUACCUGUCCUUGGCCUAUGGAGACUCGACCUCAGUGGUUCUCCACGAGCCCAUUCAGGAGCAGCCCGGCACCCUGAGUAUCACUGUCCUGCGUCCCUUCCACGAAGGAUCACCGUGGCUGCUGAAGAAGGAAUUAGACAGCGUGGUUCCACCCAAUCUCUGCUCAAGGCCGUGGGACACCUUCCCCUCAGUGGAGAGAAAAACCCCAGGGCCGCCAUUUGGCACGCAGAUCUGGAAAGGCUUCUGCAUGGAGACGAAGCAGCUGGUGAGCGUGCCCGCACCCGUGCUCAAGGGCCCCGAUGUGCUCCAGAUCCGCCAGUUCUUCCAGCAUGAGGUCAUAAAGGAUGAGGUGAAGCUGAAGCUGCAGGUUUCCCUGAAGGACUACAUAAACCAUAUUCUAAAGAAAGAAGAUGAGCUACAGGAGAUGACAGUCAAGGAUUCCAGAACAGAAGAGGAGAGAGGCAACGCUGCGGACCUCCUCAGGCUAGUUAUGUCUUUCCCUAAAACAGAGGAGACUACAAAAGCUAGUGCCACUGAAGUUGCAGCCCACCUAGCUGAUUUAUACAAGAAAUCACUGCCUUCUGCUCCACCAUGUCCGUCAGAAACAUUUACGAAAGAUUUUUUUGAAAAGAAAUGGAGGAACACAGAAUCAGGAAAGCACUGGAGAGAAAAACUAGAAAAACAGAGGAGUGAAAUUGAGAAAACUAAAAAAUACCUAAGGGAAAUUAGGGAGAAAACCAUAGAACCCUACUUCACAGCUGAUUUGGGACUGUUAUACAAGUCUCAGUAUAAUUAUCUGAACAAGCUUUCCAAAAACCUGCCUCCUAUCACCAAGAAAGAAGAAAAGACAAGGGAAUCGAUUAGUCCAGAUAUAUUUGAUCUUCACUCAGGGUCCAGCUCCUCCACAGUCUCAGAACAGGAAUCCCUCAAUACUUACAGUAUCCCCACGUCAAUGAUCUCAGAGGAUACCAAGAGGUCUCCGACCCAGGAUGAAAACGACCACCUCACAAGAAUCACUGAAGAACUGGAAUCUUCUGAGACCUGGAAAAUCCCAACCCAGUCAUUAUUGCAGGAUGUGGCCGGACAAGCAAGGAAAGAAAAAGUGAGGCUGCCCCACUACCUGCUGAGCUCCAAGACCAAGAGUAAGCCUCUUGGAAAGAUCCAUGACUGUGUCGGGGGCAAAGUGAACACAUCCUCCAUCGCCUCAGCCGUCAAGAACAACGCCAAGGCCUCCCCUUUCGGGUUCUAUCUUCUGCCACCAUCGGUGAAGUUUGGAGUGCUGAAAGAAGGACAAACCUACGCUGCCACAGUAAAGCUCCAGAAUAUUGGCGUAGACUUCUGCAGGUUUAGAGUGAAGCAGCCCCCACCCAGCACUGGACUGAAAGUGACUUACAAGCCUGGACCAGUGGCGGCUGGUUUGCAGGCAGAGCUGAAGGUGGAGCUCUUCGCCACGGCCAUAGGGGAGGAAGGAGCCAAAGGAACUGCCCACAUCUCUCACAAUAUUGAAAUUAUGACGGAGCACCAUGUCCUGCUCCUGCCUGUGGAAGCAACAGUUUUAACCAGCAGUAACUAUGAUAAUCACCAAAAAGAUUUUCCCCGGGGAAAAAAAAAUCCCAUGAUCCAAAAGACUUCCACGAUUUCUUCUUCUGCACUUGGAGUGUUCAUGUCUCGGAAGGUUUCUCAACAUUAG
This is a messenger RNA of Dipodomys spectabilis (banner-tailed kangaroo rat), 6783 nucleotides long. RefSeq names its product sperm associated antigen 17 (gene Spag17). The transcript has 49 exons. The record is from RefSeq and is a predicted model, not a curated record. Gene Ontology annotation, cellular component: axonemal central apparatus. Bases 1 to 6783 code for a protein of 2260 amino acids. NCBI's taxonomy places the organism in Eukaryota, Metazoa, Chordata, Mammalia, Rodentia, Heteromyidae. Gene Ontology annotation, biological process: axonemal central apparatus assembly; epithelial cilium movement involved in extracellular fluid movement.